CAGUCCAUACUCGAUUCAACUAAGAUAAACUACGCAGCCUCGAUCGAUCAAUUGACAGAUCAGGCGUAGGAGAGCAUGUUUGCCAUCUCUCCUGAACCUCUGAAAUCAUUCUCAAACUCCUUGCCAACCUCGAGGACGGUCUCUAAGUGAGAAUAGCAUAGGUGUGUUCCAUCGCUGCUUGCUAUGGCAUGUGCUGAACGCACUGCGUUCUUAAUCUAUGCGACAGUGUUAGCAAAGGAACCCCAUUCGACGGUACUAGGGACACUUGCCUGUCUACCGUUGAGGCUGUGCUUGGCCAGGACGUUCAACUGCUUGUCACUGUACACUGCAUCCCCCGUCUCUGUUUUUGUUUCGAGAAAGCUCCUCCAGAUCGCUUUUCUCGUAUCAACGCCUAAGAAACUGUACUUAAUACCAACGUGUAUUCUGCUCUGUACUGCUUCAUCAAAGUCUCUGACCCGGUUCGUGGUAAGUAACAUGAUACCCUUAUAAUACUCAAGCUUCCGUAAAAAGACCGAGACAAGAGAGUUGUGAUUAGAGUCGUGUGAGCGCUUGCACAGAAAGUCAUCAGCUUCAUCGAGGAGAAGUAAAGCCUUCCACUUUUCGGCAACUUCAAACAUCUCACACAAUUGCGCCUCGAGAAGUUUCGCAUCCUUGCUUAAGUUUCCCGCAGAGACCUCCUAGUUAGCACAAAUGGGCGCCAGGUUGAACAUGGAG
Molecule: messenger RNA, 714 nt
Organism: Pseudogymnoascus destructans
Lineage: Eukaryota; Fungi; Ascomycota; Leotiomycetes; Thelebolales; Thelebolaceae
Exons: 1
Coding region: 184-489 (101 amino acids)
Source: RefSeq, a predicted model, not a curated record